Dunckerocampus dactyliophorus (ringed pipefish) is the source of this 2574-nucleotide messenger RNA. RefSeq names its product dynein axonemal intermediate chain 7 (gene dnai7). The transcript is spliced from 16 exons. The record is from RefSeq and is a predicted model, not a curated record. Bases 406 to 2550 code for a protein of 714 amino acids. Gene Ontology annotation, molecular function: beta-tubulin binding; microtubule binding. Gene Ontology annotation, cellular component: axoneme. Lineage: Eukaryota; Metazoa; Chordata; Actinopteri; Syngnathiformes; Syngnathidae.
AAUUUCGGUAACGACCAUCUUUAUAUUUGUUGCUGGGCUCCUACACUUAGCAUUACGGUAACCAUUGCCGCGUGGUGGUUACCAUGGAGAUCAACCACAGUACGCGGAAGAGUCGAGUUUGGUAGGCGGUAUUUGUUAUUAUCAGGACGCCAAGGAAGAAGAAUAACUCAUUUUUUUCUUUUAGAAUAUUGUGACUAAAGAAGGUAAAGUGAAAUUAAAUAAUGCCAAAUGUAACUGAAAGGUGGGCGGGGUUUCAAUGGCAAGUGAAAACACACUUAACCAGCAAGGCAUGUCUGACUAGCAAGACACUAAAAUAAUGUCUUUUUAAAACAUGUCUGAUGUUUAACGUUUCUAACUUGUUCUCCCAAUGCGUACUGUUCGUAAAGAAGUUUCCCCGAGCUCAUCAUGUCAGGCAAAAAGAAACCAAAAUUGACCAAAGCUGAAAAGGCAAAACUGAAGCAACAGGAGGAGGAGAGACGGCUGCGAGAGGAAGAGGAGGCCCGUAUUCAAGCAGAGAGGGAAGAACAGGAACGAUUAGAAAGACAAAGAAAGCAGGAGAUCUUAGAUGGGCUUGAGGCCAAGGACUUAGAACGCAGAGACGGUGAGCUGGAAGAACUUCGCUCCGUACUGGAAAAGAACCACAGUGCUGUGAUUCAAUAUAAAAAUGACGUUGCAGAGAAGUCCAAAUGGGACAAAUACAUGCAAUGUAGCGACAUACCCGACCCGGCAGUGCAGCAGGAUAUCAACACUUUUAUCAGCUUGUGGCGAGAUGACCCAAACUGCAACGUCACCUCUGUGCUGCAACAAUGUAGCGUCGCCCUGCAGUUGAUUGAGGAGCUGGAGGAGCUGCUCAGAAAUGCUGACAGCUUAAAAGAACUUCUGAGAUACCAGGAGUCUCUCAUACAUCUGCAGGAAAUGGUCUACACCAAAAUUGUCAACAUGACGGCAGAGAUCCUGAAGGGGGCCAGUGCCAACAUCGACACAGAGACAGGCAACAUGCAGGCUGUGAUAAAAGACGAGAACUUGACAAUGUGUCUCUGGGCAAACCUGAUGAGGAAUCACAGGUUUAAAUGUUUGGACUUUGAAGAGGCUGGAAUGGGAUUUGAGCUGACCAAGCAGCUGGCAGCGAGCAACAUCACCGUGCGGAUCCUCCACACACGCUACGACCACUUGUCCACCCUGUCCAGGAUGACCCACAUGAAAAUGAGCCUACCCUCCAUCAAGUCUCCCACCACAGUCGAGGAGGUUCCACCCGAGCAGGGGGAGGCAAAGGAGAACCAGGAGGAGAUUCUGGAGGAGGACACGGAUGCUCAGCAGCAGCAGGAAACCGUGGAGGAUGAGGAGACACCGGCCCAGGAGUCUGAAGGGACUAAGAAUUCCGAAAGCUACGUGUCAAGAAGCAGCAACCCGCAUCCAGAGGAUGGAGACAGUCAGAUCCAAACACAAGUGGAGACACUUGCCGAUGACCCCACUCCUCCUCCCCUGGAGGAAACCAUCGAGGACGCCAGCGUAGAUCUCCAUGUGGUGGACUUAAUCCAGUACACACCUCUGGGUGGAGUCUUCUACUAUGAAUUGUUCCAGCUGCCGCCGCAGGCUGUUCUGGUCAAAGGCUGGGAGAUCCAAAUGCAUUCAGACACGGGCUUGCAAGUGUUCGAAUACACGAUUGAAAAGUCCAGUCCAACAGAAGAAGACGACGCUUCCUCAACUCUCGUUGGACUGUCUGUGACGCUUCCUGAUACUGUUGUCUUCUUGGAAGCCCCUCAAGUGGCGCGCUGGGCCGCAGCAGAGAAGCACUGGAGGACAGACGGUAUCAGCGAGUUCUCUUACAACGAGGAGGAGGCCAAGAUAUCCUUCAAGAUGGAAUCCUUCUACCCUUUUGUGCUGAUGCAGCAAACCUACGCCAACUUUCCCUUCCAGAGCUGGGAGCUGCGGCCGCUGGGACAAGACACGGCUCUCUUCAGCAUCAACGGGGCGCUCAUGGACCUCAGCAUCACCAUCAAGGGGAACCAAUGCAUGUUGCAGUCGGAGCGAGAGGUCGGCCUCGCCAACCUCUUUGACCAGUGGAUGAGUGGACCUGACCUGCAGCAGGCCAUGCUCAAGGCAGGCAUCAACGUGUUUGUGAACGAGCACACCGACAAGUUUGUUAAUUCCUGCGGAAAGGACCCUCUUACAGAGCACACAGCCUAUGAACAGAUGUCCCUAUUUGCCUCUGUCUGCGCCUUCUCAUGGAGCAAGUGGAAUGCCCAGUGUGGUGCCGAGCAUGUCAUCAUGAAGGUGUGUGAGCACCAGGGUCCAGAUCCAGCGCCUGAUGACUCGUGGAGCCUCUACCUCCUGGGUGCUAAGAGAUUUCAGAAGCUGGAGAUAACGGAGAGCAGCGAGGAUUUCUCCACCGACCACCAUCCCGACAGCGAGUUUCACUCCACUUUCAUGCACAUGCUGCAAGACAACGUGAGCGCUGAAGGGAUAAGUCGAAGCAAGGAGUCCAGCUUUCUCUUUGUGGACGCUGUGCAGAGUCUGCUUUGUGCCACCAGACCGCUCAUGUUUUGUUAAAGCCAAACCAAAUAAAGUACACCC